This is a messenger RNA of Trichosurus vulpecula (common brushtail), 1904 nucleotides long. RefSeq names its product solute carrier family 25 member 41-like. Gene Ontology annotation, molecular function: ATP transmembrane transporter activity. Gene Ontology annotation, biological process: transmembrane transport. NCBI's taxonomy places the organism in Eukaryota, Metazoa, Chordata, Mammalia, Diprotodontia, Phalangeridae. The record is from RefSeq and is a predicted model, not a curated record.
AAAAAUAAUAGUGAAGUUGGACUGACUUUUUUUCUAAGAGUCUUCCCACCUCAAACACUCUGUAGGUCUGUAACUUUGGGAAAUUUCACUCCCCCAAGUUUGAUGUCAUACCAGUCCCCAGGGUAGCAGUACCUGAUGACUUCAUCAAUGAGUCUGUGACAUCAUGCCUCCUCCCCAGGGAAAGGGCCAAGGUUCCUGGGGGUCCCUCAUUUCCUGUGCUUCAGAGUAGCCAAACGGCAGCAAACUAAAGCCUUGGAAGGAAACCUACUGUCCCAAUCCUCUCCUCCCCCUCCUCUCCCCGACAUCAUGGACUCCCAUGACAGGACUCCUAACUCUUACAUCCAGAACUUUGGCUACCACCACCAGGAGAAACAGCAGGUGCUGGACACUGGUGAACAGCUGAUGGUCCCGGCAGAAGUGUUGCAGGAGACCAACAAAGCAGUCUGGUGGAAGUUCCUGGUCUCAGGGGCUGUGGCCGGUGCUGUGUCACGAACUGGGACAGCCCCGCUGGACAGGGCUAAAGUCUUCAUGCAGGUCUAUGCCUCCAAAACAAAUAUCAUGAAUUUGCUGGGGGGCAUGCGGAGCAUGAUCCAAGAAGGUGGAAUCAGCUCCCUGUGGCGGGGAAAUGGCGUCAAUGUGCUCAAGAUUGUCCCCGGGUAUGCCAUCAAGUUCUCCGUCUUUGAGCAGAGUAAGGCUUCGUUGUGCAGCCAGAAAACCCCACAACCCUUCCAGGAAAAAAUCCUGGCUAGCUCCCUGGCAGUGGCCAUCUCCCAAACACUCAUCAACCCCAUGGAGCUGCAGGAGAUGAAGACCCGGCUGAUGCUCCGGAGGACGGGCCAGUACAAAGGGCUGCUGGACUGUGCACACCACGUCUUAAGGCACGAGGGAGCCCGAGCCUUCUAUUGGGGCUACUUCCCCAACAUGCUGGGCAUUUUGCCUUAUGCCUGUACCGACUUGGCCAUCUAUGAGUCCCUCAAAUGGGUCUGGGUCAACUUAGGGUUUGAGUCGAACAGUGGGACAGUUGGCCUGUUGUCCAUCACACUGUCCAGCAACUGUGGCCAGAUGGCCAGCUACACCCUGACACUGGUGCGGAUGAGAAUGCAGGCUCAAGACACCGUGAAGGGCUCAAAUCCCACCAUGCGAGGUGUCUUUGCGAAGAUCCUAGCGCAGCAGGGCAUGGCUGGCCUGUACCAGGGGGUGACUCCCACCCUCCUGAAGGUGCUGCCAGCAGUGGGCAUCAGCUAUAUGGUGUAUGAAGCCAUGAAGAAUGCUCUGGGGGUAGUGAAGUAGCCUUCCUUCUUGUCUGGAGGGUUAGAGGACCAGAGAACCCCCAGCAGGCGCUGGGGAGGAUUUGAAGGGUCGGGACAGUAAAAGUGUUCAUAAAGGAGUGAAGUCAUCCAUUGUGUGGCAUCUGUGUAUGUGGGUGAGAUGUGGAGUAUGGGCCAAGCAUACCUGAAUUGUAGGAGUGAAACCAGUGAUCCAAGACAGCUGUGGGACAACAUUGGAGCCUGGGCCUCUGUGCUGAGGGAAGAAAACUAGUGGCUGAAGACAUCUGGACUACAAAAUGGAUACUGGGAUCCAGGUUACCUGGAACAUGCAAGAGAAAAUGGAGCCCAGAACACUUAGGUUGUGGGAGGGGAGCUUAAAGCCCAAGUCACAACAUCUCAUUUCCAUUUUUAGCAGGGUUCCUAAAACUCAUACAUCAGCAUAAUUCUGUAUAGUCUGCCCGGAUUUUUAGCAAAGCAUUGGGCAAGGUGUCUCAUUCUAUUUUUGUGGGAAAGGUGGAGAAGCAUCACUUGUAAAAGCUCUAUGAAUUCAGAAAUGGGUCAAAUGGCUGUAACCCAAGAGGAAUUAUUAGUGGUUCAGCGUACAUUUGGAAGAUAGUCUCCAACAGAUUAGGGAUC